AUGUCGCCUCCUAAGCAGCCUUAUACUUUGUUUAAAUUAUGUGUUAAAAGUUGCAUUGGUCUUAUUAAUUCAGCUUGUUAUGUUAUUGAAAAGAGUUAUCCGGAAAGUAAGUUUAACGAGUGUGAGAAAGAGGCAUUCGAAUUGAAAUGCCAUUUGAUGUCUAUGCUGCCCGCCAGGUUAUUCGAUGUCCUCUGUUCAGAAAGAACAUGCUGCCAGUACCGCGGCGACCCUCGUGUUCAGCUCCACGUACUGACUCAUCCCAACAUGACAGUCUUCCGCAAAUGCGACCUCGAUAACAGCAUACCGCAACGGUUCUGGAUUAAUACGCUUGCAAACUUCGGGCGCCUAGUUGUUCUCGACUUAAAAUUUAUUUGUACUGACGAAAUUCUCCAAGUCGUUGGCGUUAGUUGCCCCUUACUCGAAGAAAUCAAUAUUGUCUCGCGAGUAGACAUCUGUAAAUCACUAUUUAAUGCGUCAGUUUUAAUAAGAAAUGUUUCCGAUGCUGGUCUUUGCUCAAUUACAAAUUUGAAACAUUUAAGAAUAUUGGCAAUGGACCCGCCGCGGAAUGAGCGGGCCUCUCGUAUUGGUCGUUGCGUUUCACAAGCUGGGAUUAUUAUGUUAAUCGUGAAACUUCCAUACUUAGAAGAGUUGAGGAUCGAAUCCUGCGAUAUUGGCUCCACGUUAAUAGGUACAACGAUGGAAAUAGGUCCGUUGAGUCUCAGAAAAAUAAAUUGUCAUUUCGCUUCAGCUGAUGGUAUUAAAAAGCUCAUAAAAAUAUGUCCUUAUCUUCGAGAGUUGUCAGUUACACAUUUAUCUGAACAUAACAAAGAUGCUAUUCUGGAACAAAUAUCUGUAAGUGAACUAAGGUUGAAUAAACUCGAUUUGUCAUUCUUUUCCUAUUCGGAUUCGAUGCAGCAAUUGUUGACAGUCAAAGGUUGUUAUCUCACACACUUCACCCUGUGGGAGAUUGACCAUUCUUUGACCUUAGACGCAGUUCUAUCCCUCGGAAGGUGUUGCCCUAACUUAUCAUCUCUUUGUAUUAUGACUCAAUCGAAGUGUUUAGUCAUACCGAGGUAUUUUCGGCGACCGAAGAAAAUUUUCUCAGAACUCCGAAAUCUGACUCUUGGUAACGAAAACUUUAGUAUAGAUGAUUUAUUGUCAUUUUUCUUAGAGUGUACGGAUAAUUUACAAAAGUUAGUAUUGAAAUAUCAAACAAAAUCUAAUAUAGAUGACACGUUACUGCAUUUACUAAAAAAGGGACAUUUAAAAAAUAUUAGAACUUUAUGGUUGGACUGCACGUUAGAGGUUUCAAGAAAUGUAAUAAAACAGAUAAUACAAUUGUGUGAACAAUUACAAAUGUUUACAGUGGACUUUGCAGAAGACAUGAGUGAAGUACACAGGUAUAUAUCUGAAAAUAACUUGGAUUUAAAGUUAGGUGGCUAUUAG
This is a messenger RNA of Arctia plantaginis, 1446 nucleotides long. The record is from the annotation of a GenBank genome assembly. NCBI's taxonomy places the organism in Eukaryota, Metazoa, Arthropoda, Insecta, Lepidoptera, Erebidae.